Cryptococcus wingfieldii CBS 7118 is the source of this 5193-nucleotide messenger RNA. Its product is annotated as transcription initiation factor TFIID subunit 2. The transcript is spliced from 15 exons. Gene Ontology annotation, cellular component: transcription factor TFIID complex. Gene Ontology annotation, molecular function: protein binding; transcription cis-regulatory region binding; chromatin binding. Gene Ontology annotation, biological process: transcription initiation at RNA polymerase II promoter. The coding region runs from base 1 to 5193 and encodes 1730 amino acids. The record is from RefSeq and is a predicted model, not a curated record. Lineage: Eukaryota; Fungi; Basidiomycota; Tremellomycetes; Tremellales; Cryptococcaceae.
AUGGGGGAGGAGCAGCCCGCGUGGUUCACCCUGCAGCACCAGCGCAACAUCAUCGAGCUCGACUUUGCCGGCACACUCACCGCCACCGCCUACCUCACCGUCCUCCCCAACAACCCCUCCCUCCAGGCCAUCUACCUCCACGCAAGCCCCCGCCUCCAGAUCAACAACGUCACCCUCUCCUCGCCCACCACCAGCGAGCCCCUCCUCCCCACCCCGGCCUCCUUCGCCCUCUCCAACCCCUUCCAGCCCCUGCCCGUCAGAGAACCACCCAUAGAUAUCAAGUCGCAUCCAGAAAUAAAGCGCAAGACCUGGACAGCGCUGGGAGAGAGCGACGAGGGAGAGCUGGCCGUAUCGGUAUCUGGCGGAUGGGUGAGACUAGUAGAGAGUCCGAGCAGAGAGGGCCAGGAUCCGCAUGUUGCAUUCGCGCCGAUUCAAGUGCAGAUUGACUACCAGCUCGUCGUUGGGGGGGAUGUGAUCGAAGGGAUUGUCUUUAAAAGGCCAGGAGAUGGAGGGAAUGACUCGCAAAUACCACACAUGUUCCUCUCGCCCACCACCUACAACUCGGCACGAGUCUGGACGCCUUGUGUCGACAGUCUUUUCGAACGGUGUAUGUGGGAGCUAGAGUUUAUCGUUCCAAGAUACCUCGAAGGAGGAGAGCCCGCAGAUGGAGAAGAGGGGUUCCCUGUUAUGGUAGUCAGCAGUGGUGAACUCAUGGAACAGAUCACCCACCCCCAUGAUCCCAACAAGGUCAUAUUCUACUACUUUCAAUCCACCCCUACCUCGGUGCAGCACAUCUCUUUCGCCGCCGGGCCGUUCGAGAUGCACUGCAUCGACGACACGGCCCAGAAACCACUCAUAGGUUUCUGCCUUCCAGGCGAGCUUGACCUGCUUCGAAAUACAACUGCAUUCCUCCCUGCUGUAAUGGAAUAUGGGGUCAAGCGGGGCACGUCGUAUCCCUUCAGCGACUUUAAAAUCGUCUUUGUCAACGGCCCCCGAGUCGAAUGCUUGACAGCAGCUACACUCGCUAUUGCCUCUUCCGACCUUCUGCACCCCUCUACGGUGAUCGAACAAUCCAUCAAAGUCCGACAGACCCUUGCCCUACCUAUCAUUCAGCAAUGGGUCGGCAUCUUUAUCAUUCAGCGUGCCUACUCGGAUACCUGGGUAGUGAACGGUAUUGCCCAUUGGAUGCUCGCCGAGUUUAUCCAAACGCUUCUCGGAAAUAACGAGUACCGGUUCCGGUUGAAAAAGGACAUCGAGCGAUGCGUGUAUCAGGAUCAAGGUCAACAAUGGCCACUGUGUGUUCCGGGACAGGUGGAUCCGCCUGACUCGUCGACGACAGCCUUUAUCGACCUGAAAGCACCGCUAGUCCUACACAUACUGCACCGACACAUGCUUGCUGUGGGGACAGCGGGAGGACUCCCACCGGUCUUGACCAGGACAUUCGUCACAGCAUUGGGUGAUACUCUACCUGAAAACAAGCUAUCGACUGCCUUUUUCUUGCGGCUAUGCCGCAAAAUCUCCGGGCAUGACCUGCAAGCUUUCCAGGAGCAGUGGAUCUAUGGGUCUGGUUGUCCUCGACUGUCUAUCAGGACAAACUUUAUCAAGAAAAAGUUUACAGUCGAGUUUAUGGUUUCUGAAACGGCUCCCGCUUGGGAAACCAUCCACGGCUUGAGUGAAAAGCAGAAAAAGGUGGCAAUAUGGCGCCGACCGACAAAGUUCUUUGAAGGCCCAUUAACGAUUCGUAUUCACGAAGCCGAUGGUGCCCCAUUCGAACAUCUGAUCGAUAUCAAGACACCAAACAAGACGUAUCCUCUACCGUUCAACACGAAAUACAAGCGUACCCGUCGCUCUGGUCAUAUUGCUGCCCGAUUCAACCGCACUCAGGAUGCUGCUGCCGACGACUCGGCCGGGAAUGACAAUGAGGAAGAAGCAGGCCUUCAAGCUGUCGACCGCGGUGGUGUUUUCGUCCACCCGCCUUGGGAUGACGAAGAAGAACGGCGGCGGUGGAAAGUCGCAGAAUGGGGCGAGGGCGAGGCGAAUGCGAUGCUGGGUGAAGGAGGAGGGUACGAGUGGAUCAGAGUGGAUCCGGAUUGCGAAUGGCUGGCCGUAUUCGAGUUUGCAGAGAAGCCUUGGUGCUGGAUCAGUCAGCUGCAAGGGGAUAAGGACGUGAUUGCGCAGCUGGAGGCGAUCAACAACAUGCGAAUGUAUCCCUCACCGGUAAUCGCGAGUGAGCUGGCCAAAACGGUCUUGGUCAAGAACUACUUUUACCGAGUGAGGAUGGAGGCCGCAAGAGCUUUAGCAAUGUACAAUACAUCCGAGUGCGACUACGUCGGUUACUUUUACAUAAUGAAGAUUUUCCAAUCCUUCUACUGCCACCCAACCACGGGCACAGAAACAGAAGCUCCCGAAAUUCAAUGCCGGCCUCUGCCAAACAACUUUUCACACAUUCCAGACUACUUUGUAAAGAAGAGUCUGAUAGCGGCAAUGUCUGAUUUGAGAGAUCCGGCUUCACGGACGGUCUGGAGACAUGUUCGCACCACCUUGCUCGGUCUUUUGCGAUCCAAUGACAAUACAUCCAACCAAUAUUCAGAUUCCUACUAUCUGGCUUCUAUAAUCACAGCUAUAUCUAAUUCCUUUACAACCAGCUCUGUCGGUAUAGGCCUCUUGUCCGAACUGGAUCUCGAAGCAGAGCAGAUUCUGUUGAAAGAAGCGGACGACGUGCUCGAUAGGGCGAUCACGGUGGACAGGCUGGUGCCCAGUUUCCAUAAUGUGGUCACAAAGGCGGUGUUGCAGAGCCAGAUCAAGUCAAUACUGGCGGGUCAGAGGACAAAUGAUGCCAGAGAAUUGUUGAGUUAUACUCGUAGAGAAGGCAAUUUCGAACCGAUCAGGAUGGUGGCGUUUGAUGGCCUCCUUUUGUGCAAACCUCCAGGGCGAAGUGUCAACGUUGACAGGUACCUUCUCGACGUCAUUUCCUUCGACUCAUCUCUCAACAUCAGACGGCAUGUUGCGCGUUCUUUGUCUGAAGCGGUGCUUGCCUCCCUAGCUAUGGGUGAGAUUACCGGGACACUAUCGUUACCCGGGAUUGUAGACGUCACGGACGAGACGGAACAGAUGCGUGAACAGAGGGCAGAGGGACAGAACAACGCCAUUGUCAAGGCGCUCAGGAAGGAUUACGGGAGCAAGCCAGAAGUGAAGCAGCUUAUACAGGCGCAUAACGGAUUCACGUCCCCUGACCCGGAAGUGCGGUUCGCUCUACUAAAAGUUGCAGAGAUCAUUGCAUCUUCAACUGCCGAGCCUUUGCCGGGAAGCUUGAUUAGCAUCUCAACACCGACGACCAGUACACCUGUUGCACCGCUGCCUCCCAAAAUCAGAAUCAGCAUGCCCAGCGCCGAGAUCAUGCCUGAUUCGAAUGGUUAUGGUUUCCCGACCGUCGACAAUCCCGUAAUCACACCAAAAAGCAGCAAGGUUGUGCUCAACCCCACGGCUACUACUACAGCUGCGCCGAAAAGUGGAAAGAAGAAGAGGGAUGGACCAAAGUCGCAAAGCAAGGGGCUGUCUGAUAACGACCUGAAAGCAAUCACCAUUGCUCUCACGAAAUUGGUGUCUGACAAAAGGAGUUUUUUCUUCCGACAACCUGUCGAUCCUGUUCGAGACAUGGCCCCCGACUACGCGACGGUUAUCAAGCAUCCUAUGGACUUGUCGACUAUUCGUGCCAAACUAGACAACGGCAUGUAUUCUAGCAGACAAGAGUUUGUUGAGGAUGUUCGUCUGAUGAUUGACAAUUGUAUGGCAUAUAACGUGUCCCCCCAAAGUGUCGUCCGGAAAGCUGGGGAACAAUUUGAACGUUUCUUCAACAGUCUGUGGGCCAAGACGGAGAAUACUUUGUCCGCUCAGCGAGCUCCUGUUGCUCCUGCACCGAUGGCCCCUCCGCCCACUAUGGCCGAGGCACCCUUCAAACUCAAAGUCAAAUCGGCCAAGAGCGUCCACAUCGACUCUAACCCCGUCAUGCCUCCGCCUCCCCUGCCGCCUACCAAACGCGUCUCUAUAUCUGCUCCCAUUACGCCUGUUCAGGCAGGCCCGUCAACGGCGGACGAGAAGAAGGAGAAGAAGAAGCGAAAGGAGCCCGUCAAGGCUGCAAGGAACGAUCUGGACGAGCUGUUGGGCGCAGAAGUGGAUGCGAUCACCUUUAGCCGAGUGUCCCCUGAUGAUCCCGUCGCACAGCUGCUCGAUGAGCCCAAGCCCCCGAGCAAAAAGAUCAAAUUGCCCAGGUCUGCGCCAAAGAGACUUGACAGCUCGUCUGCAGACCCCAAGCCUUCGAGCGAGGGGAAGCCAAAGAAGCCAAAGAUCAAGCUUGGCGCCUCUGCAGAGGGCUCAUCGUCCCCCGCGCCCGAAUUCCGAGCGCCUCCGCCGCCGCCUCCUGAGGUGCCUAUGUCUAUACCGUCCAUGUCGGCGCCUAUGGAGCCAGUACCAGUGGGUCUUGUUGUGAGACCGCCUCCGCCUCAGCCGCCUGCCACGCUGCCGCCCACAAAGUCCAAUACCAUGCCCUUCAAGGCGAAGAGAGCCAAGAAUUUGUGGAACAUGCUGCAAAAGGACCCGUCUGCCAUUCUGUUUCUUCGACCCGUUGACCCUAUCAUGGAUGGUUGUCCUACAUAUCUUGAUGAGAUCAAGGAACCCAUGGACUUUGGAACGAUAGGCAAAAAGAUAGAGCAGAAAAAGUACAAAACGAUGGGCUCGUUCGCGCGUGAGAUUGAGCUCGUCUUUGCCAACUGUCGUCAAUUUAAUCCUCCCGGAGAGAUCACCGCGCUAGCCGACGCAGUAGAGGCAGUCUACUGGAAAGAGUGGCCUAAGGCAGUAUCGCCCAAGAUGAACGGGGACGAGAAGAAAUCGAUCACCUCGUUAAUGAACCAAGCUCUGAAGAACCCUUUGAGCGAAUGGUUCCGAUUUGCAGUCGACCCUGUCGCUCUCGGUAUUCCGCACUACUUUGACAUCAUCCCUCGCGAAGACGCUCGAGAUCUGGGCCUCAUCAAAUCUAAACUGGACAAGGGUCAGUAUCAGACGGUAAAGCAAGUGGAUGAAGACGUAGAGUUGAUGGUGGAGAAUGCGAGGGUGUUCAACGGCGAAGGGCCGGUGGUAGAUGCGGCGAACGCUUUGGGGAAAUGGUGGCAGACGCAAAGAUCGAAACUGGAGGUGUAA